AUGCCUCACCGCAACUGUUCACUUGAGAUCAACAACAACUCUUCCAACACUCUUUCCAACCCAAGGGUGUUUAUUGAGAGUGGCUGCUGUGAGGUCCCUCUGUCGCCCAUGGUGGGUCCAUACUCCAACGCCACCGCAUUGUUUAACAAGACCACCGGCGCCGCGACUGGCACGGUGGGCGUCUUCACCUACGACCUGUUCAACCCUAACAUGAACGACUACAGCCACGUCAUGGCCGUCAUGUUCUCUGUUCCCUAUGACCGGAACCUCUACUCCAACUGGUUCGCUGUGGGGAUCUUUGAUAGAGGCAACGACUGUGACUACAAUCUUUAUGAUAUCAUGUAUAAUGGUGGCGAAAAUAAUUUUGUACGAGCCAAGGCUGACGGCUCCUGCAUUUCUUAUCAGGGCGAUUAUGUUGCAGUCAGUGCGUCCAUGUCAGACUCAGGAGAAGCUGUGCUGAGGGUGGACAUCACUGAUGCUGUCAUGUACUGA
This is a messenger RNA of Scomber scombrus (Atlantic mackerel), 492 nucleotides long. RefSeq lists its product as uncharacterized. The transcript has 2 exons. Gene Ontology annotation, biological process: cytolysis in another organism; pore complex assembly; monoatomic cation transport. The coding region runs from base 1 to 492 and encodes 163 amino acids. Gene Ontology annotation, molecular function: channel activity. The record is from RefSeq and is a predicted model, not a curated record. Gene Ontology annotation, cellular component: pore complex. NCBI's taxonomy places the organism in Eukaryota, Metazoa, Chordata, Actinopteri, Scombriformes, Scombridae.